Molecule: messenger RNA, 2318 nt
Organism: Pocillopora damicornis (cauliflower coral)
Lineage: Eukaryota; Metazoa; Cnidaria; Anthozoa; Scleractinia; Pocilloporidae
Product: tetratricopeptide repeat protein 28
Source: RefSeq, a predicted model, not a curated record
UUCAAGUUACUCACUCGCCUCCUUUGCGUUACCGGAAAAUUUCGAGAUGCUCUCUAUGUUGAGGAGCUGGGACGAGCAAGAGUCCUCGCAGAAUUCAUGGCAGACAAGUACUCCGCUGUAAGCCACAUCUCAGCUGAUCCACGAUCAUGGUUCGGGAUUGAAAACAUCGCGAGAAGAGAGAGUAACUGUGUUUUUUUGUACAUUUCGUAUGAAGAUCGGCGAGUUCUUCUCUGGGUAUUGAAAGCAAAUGGAGACAUUUUCUUUCGAGAAACAGACGAAGUGAAAAUAGACACUCUUAUUGCUGAGCGAGUUUGCGAAGUGGAAGGAGUUUUCAAAAAGAGCGCCGAAUGCUUUGGUGUUUUACCCACAGCGAACUGCGAAGACCGAUCGUUGGAUGACAACUUGACGACAUCUCUUCACGAAGAGAGCCAAGCAAAUUUGCGUGGUGACGAAACCAAAGAUACCGGAAGAAGCCAUCAUUUGUGCUACGAAUGGAUCGUCGCACCUGUGGCAGAUUUACUCACAGAGCCCGAAAUCAUCAUUGUACCGGAUAGUUUUUUGUACCGAGUCCCAUUUGCUGCCUUGCGUGAUGAACAAGCCGGAAAGUAUUUAUCGGAGAAGUACAGAAUACGCAUCGUCCCUUCACUGACAACUCUCCGGCUCAUUCAAGAAUGUCCAGCAGACUAUCACAGUCAAACUGGCGGACUGAUCGUGGGUGAUCCUACGGUUGGCAAAGUACAAUACAAUGGACGUCUCAUUGACAUUAAACCAUUGUUCUGUGCAAGUAAGGAAGCAGAGAUAGUUGGUCAACAACUGGGUGUUCAGCCUUUAUUGGGAAGUCGCGCAACAAAGCAGGCGGUUCUUCAAGCAAUACCUUCAGUGAGUCUGAUACAUCUUGCCGCACAUGGAAAUGCCAAAAGAGGAGAGAUUGCCCUCUCUCCUAAAUGUAUUACUAACAGUACUCCACAAGAGGAAGACUACCUCCUGAAAGUAUCCGACAUUGAAAGAGUUCAAGUGCGAGCUAAACUGGUAGUACUCAGCUGCUGUCACAGUGGGCGUGGAUUGGUUAAAAAAGAAGGAGUUAUUGGAAUCGCUCGGGCAUUCUUAGCAUCUGGUGCACGUUCAGUGUUGGUAGCAUCGUGGGCUAUAGAAGACAAAGCAACGGCGAAGCUCAUGAAACAAUUUUAUAAACACCUUGUGCGUGGAGAAAGUGCUAGUGAAUCUCUUCACCAGGCUGUUCAAUGGUUGAGAAGCAAUGGAUUUUCCAAACCUUCCCAAUGGGCUCCGUUUGUGUUGAUGGGGGAUAACGUGACAUUUGAUUUUAUGAAAAAAGGGAAAGAAGAACUCGAGGAGGACAACAACGAGGCGAAGAAGAAACAGAGUGACUACUGAUCCUGCACAAAGAUUCUUCUUCCUAAACGUUGUCGUUCAAUGGACAUUGGUAUUACUUUGCGAAGACAUUUUUAAUUUUUUUAUUUAGUCAAGUAGUAGAUUUUGCGUGCUUUUGUAGAAAGGGCUUAAUCAAAAGGCAGCGACGAUGAAACCUGCAAUUAAGUCGUUUGAUCUAUUAAGUGUACAAUCAAUAAGGAACUACAAUAAAUUGGGAUGGGAAAACUGAACGCUGGAUAUUAGCUCAAUGUAUAAAAAUGACAGAAUGUUAGCAAAGCUUCGUCAAAACUCAAAAUUAAUCCUUGAUUUAAAUCAGUACGAUUCUGUUUUCAAUUCUCCCGCUGCACGCGCACGUGAUCAUCGAAGAGUGAUUAAGACUGUUCACAGGUGCAGGACAUAAUAAUAAACUAACAGAAGAGGGAACAAAAAGUGCCGAGAUACUGAAGACAUAAUAAAAAAAGAGAACGUAAUUAUGUAAAAAUCAGACAGAGAUGAUAAAAAUGCUUGAGAAUUACCGCAAAAAUCAAACAGUGUUGUGAACAGGGCGCUACAUAUUAAUCAAAAAGUUAAGUGCAGAAGGAAACAAACAGAGUGCAAUAUACUAAUAGGAAAGUUUUAACAAAUAGAGAAGAAGAGAAACGGUGAGCGAAUUAUUGAGAUAAAAUUAGGAGAAAACAUUGGGAGAGAUACUAACGCCAAACAGAAGAGUGCAAACAGUUCGUAGGAUAUGAACGUGACAAUCAGCCAGAAUUAACCCUUUAACUCCCAAGAUCUCAUUAGAAUUUCUCCCUACUGUCUGCUAUAAAAUACGUAUGAUUUCAAUUUGGAGAAUUUGGUCUUGGAUCAGCCCGUAGUUCCUUAAUUGAGUUUUCUUCUUUAUUCUCCUCACUUGUCUGCUUGAUUCCCUGUUGAUAUUGUAAGGAGAAAUU